AUGGCAGUGAUCAUCAGCUACAGAUUGACAUCAUGGAACCUACCCUACGUGGCAUAUGUCAAGGCGUUUGGCAAAUGCCAUGAUCAGGCAUCUCCAUUCGGCCCUGCUGGCACCACCCCUCCUUACCUCAACAUUCCCAGCCCGGGAGCUGCAUCGUCUGCGCAUCAAACAUCGGACCCAUCGCCAACAACCAAACUCGUACAUCAUAAAAGAGCUCUGGAUCGCUCUAGUCUCCUUUUACAGGGGCGCCACAGGGAGCUGUUAACCAUCUCUAGCAGAGAAGACCGAAUCACCUUGACAGACUACUUCCACGACUUCUAUAUGUACUCGUUUGUCACUGCAAAAUAUUGGGGCAAAGGGCCAAGGCGCUGGACGCCUGCAGUGAUAUCUGCGCUUACACUUGGCUCAUCUGAUAGGAGGCUGGAGGCACUGCAAGCGCCAUCCCAACUUUGUCGCUGGUUGAUAUAUGUCCCGCGUAUAAACUAUGAGCACAUCCCCGACAUUCCUGACUCGAAUCCUGACGCUGAGCGAGACGACCUCGAUCCCAACAGCCUCAACUUCUGGCAGGAAUGGCCAUCGGAUCCUGGUUCCUCAUAUACCGAGGUCAUACAUGAGUCGAUCACCCAUGGCUCCUUUUCCCGCAUUCCAUCCGACACACUCCCCCUUUCCACUCAAUUGAUCACAGAAUCUGUGCGGCAGCAUUCAAAGGCAGUCGAAUUGGAUGCUUGGAAAAUGGCAAUCAUGUCUGGCAAUGUUGAGCUGUUGGUCACUCUCUGGGAAAAAGAGGAGGCGUUACCAGAAAAGAUUGCUGAUAUCCACCCAAUCCACCUCGCUGCUACCUUCUUGGACGGCGCAAACACCGGCUGCCGUAUGAUCGCUGAGCUAAUCUCAAUGUUACCUUGGAUGUACCUUCGAAACUACCCCCUAGACGAUCUGGACCACACCCUCCUCGACAAAUUCAUGAUCAACAUUCUUCGCUCACACACCAGUGUCUACCCUGAGGAAGUCAGCAAUGCCUUUAACCCACCGCAUCGAUUUCCGGGGGAAGAAAAGAACAACUGCGGAAGAUGGGACGCUGAUUCUCCUGUCAUCCGAGCCCUCUUCUGCAGCGGAUACUCCCGAAUCCCGAAUGACUGGAAGCACGCAUUCUGCCAUACCGCCAUACAAGCAAUAUGCCACAGUAGCAUCGCAAUAUACGGGUCAUCAUUGUCCCCAGAUAUCAAUGCUCUUAGUGGCCUAUUUGUCCGACGUUGUGGGCACUGUGGGUUGCAACUAAAACUUGGACCGCUUCAUGCUCUUGUCGUUGUGACCUUCUACCUUGCGCAUCGGGGAAUGUCAGGAGAGACACUAUUUGGACCUCUUGCAAUUUUGGUCUGUCUGAUGAGUAUUGGGGCUGAUCCGCUACUGAAGACGAACAUGUCUGUGGAAGACAUCCUGGGAACAGCCGAACCAGACCGAUGUCAUCAUAGGCCACUAGAUGCAUUGGAUUUAAUGGAAGCAGUCCCGGUGUCCCUCCAACAAACUUGGACAUCAAAGUGCCACACUGGCUGGCUCUGCAUCACGGAGAUUUUCCGGAUGCAUCGCGACCGGCCCACCGCAGCUGUCGACGACAGCUCCGAGUCCGAUGAGGAAUCGAUAUCUGAGCCCCAUCACCCAGUUUGUCAGCUAGAGGAGCGCAUUAUCGGAGCAGAGUUGCACGACGAAUGGCUUAAGUGGCCCCGACCAAAACCCAAGCUGGCCCUCCUCUGGGCGACUAUCCAAGCCGAGCUGCUCACCUACCGCCGCAUUAAAAUCGGGGAUGGCUGGAUGUCAGAGAACUUUUCGAUGACUGCUCUAAACGACUGGUUGGAAGGAAAAUCUGCCACGUUCAAAACACCGUUAGUGGAAAGGGACAUGCUGAAAGAGUAUUCGACGUGUUGCGGAUGGUUCUUGUGUGCGGGAUUCCCCACACCUACUGCCGGAGAUGUCUGCGAAACGCAUUUCAUGAACAUGGAUAUCUACGAUAGAACCACAUUCCACCCACAACAGGAUAUCACAGACACUUGGAUGGAUAUGGCGAUGGAAGAGGAAUCAUAG
This is a messenger RNA of Podospora pseudopauciseta, 2076 nucleotides long. RefSeq lists its product as uncharacterized. Lineage: Eukaryota; Fungi; Ascomycota; Sordariomycetes; Sordariales; Podosporaceae. The record is from RefSeq and is a predicted model, not a curated record. The transcript is spliced from 5 exons. The coding region runs from base 1 to 2076 and encodes 691 amino acids.